Messenger RNA from Pseudovirgaria hyperparasitica, 1206 nucleotides. RefSeq names its product DUF159 domain protein. The record is from RefSeq and is a predicted model, not a curated record. Gene Ontology annotation, biological process: DNA damage response. Gene Ontology annotation, molecular function: single-stranded DNA binding. Bases 1 to 1206 code for a protein of 401 amino acids. NCBI's taxonomy places the organism in Eukaryota, Fungi, Ascomycota, Dothideomycetes, Acrospermales, Acrospermaceae. The transcript is spliced from 3 exons.
AUGCCUUCCCAGGAGACUCCUGCAGACGACGAAGUAAGGCAAACGUACAACUUCGCUCCUGGGUACUUUGGACUGGUAUAUCGUGCAGAUGUGCCAUACACUGGCGCUGAGUCACAGAACCACAGCAGCAGCAAGCAUGAUGGAGGCGACAGCGACGGUGACAACAUUAAAGUUGAGAAUAUAGAGGACAACGAGUCCCAGGAUGUUUCAGAAGCGACCUACAAGCUUCAAGCUAUGAAAUGGGGACUUGUUCCGUUCUUUACCAAGCGAAAUCCGGACUAUGGGUCUGUGAUGAAGACUAUCAAUUGUAGGGACGAUUCGCUGCUAGACAAUCGAGGUAUCUGGACUGUACCUAAGAUGAGAAAACGAUGUGUCGUGGUAUUCUCGGGCUUCUAUGAAUGGCUCAAGAAGGAUGGCGGUAAGCACAAAGUACCGCAUUUCAUCAAGCGUAAAGAUGGUCAGCUCAUGUGUGUUGCUGGGCUAUGGGACUGUGUCCAGUAUGAAGGGUCUGACGAAAAGCAUUACACAUACACCAUCAUCACAACUGACAGUAAUAAGCAAUUGAACUUUCUUCAUGAUCGGAUGCCCGUGGUCUUCGAUAACGGAUCAGAUGAUCUGUUCAAAUGGCUGGAUCCAAAGCAGACAACAUGGACGAAAGACCUGCAAUCUCUCUUGAAGCCAUACAAUGGAGAACUUGAAUGUUACCCGGUCAGCCAAGAGGUCGGCAAAGUUGGCAAUAACUCUUCAAAGUUCAUUGUUCCUGUCGACAGUGCUGAAAACAAGAGCAAUAUUGCAAACUUCUUCGACAACCAGAAGAAGCUUGCACAACUUCCAUCAAGCACCUCAAACUCCAAAGUGAAGAAAGAUUCAGACGAGCCACGCGGGACCGUUGAGGACACAACAAGUACAGAAGACAAUGCGCCUCUACCUGUUCCUCAAGACAAUGCUGGAACGGCAAAUUCAAAGCGUACCCACGAAGAAGCCGAAAUCGACGUAAAUACAGGGGAGCCCAAACAAAAGUCCCUGAGGCUAUCAGACCAACAUUCUCUCAAGAGCAGAUCACCAGCAAAAUCUUCUCUGAAAGGAGAUCACAAAACCAGAAGCUCGACGACAAAUCAGAAAGAGUCACCAGCCACAGCAAAGAACCACAAAGCGAAGCCAGGUACUACUGGUAGUAAGAAGAUCACAAGCUUCUUCGGAAAGUGA